CUAAGCUGUGCCCUCAGGCUCUUUUUCAUCUUGUGUACUGCCAAUCCCCCGUAACCUGGAAGCUGUUUUGCCGCUGUUACUUGCCUUGUGUUGUUGGCCAUUUCACAUAUCCAGCAAGAGACCACCUACACGUUCAGUAAACACAUUGAUAUCACACGCAUGACAUCAUGAACGCAGAAGAACGCAAAGCCGAGUUAGGCGAAGACCUUGUCGAAGCGUGUCAUCAAAAUCAGCGACAGACAGUGGAAAUUUUGGUAGACCAACGCCUAGGUUCAGCGUCAGAUCCACAGAAGUUCCUGUCUUAUCUCUUGACCGAAGCGGUCGGCUGUAAUGCACUCGACGUCGUCGCCUUCUGUCUUGAGCGUGGCACCACUGUUACCAUUCCCGUCAUGGCCCAAAUCGCCGGUGGAAGUUCUGCAGGCUACUCUUUCCCCAGUCACCGCGCGCUCGUCGAGGCCAAAGCCGUUGAUAUCAAUCACUAUAUACCGUGGUUCGGCGAUGUGCUUGGCCUGGCGGCGCAGGACAACAACCUAGAAUGGGCCCGGUUUUGCCUCGAACACGGCGCCGAUCCGAAUAUGAACAAGAUCGACGAGUACAAACAUGUGCUUGCUGCCGUGGCAGAGGAGGGCCAUGUGCAGAUGGCCGAAUUGCUUCUGCAAUACGGCGCGAAACUAGAGGGGAGUGGUGCUAUCGCCGCUGCGGGAGAGACAGGGCGUAAGGAGAUGGUGCGGUUCUUGCUUGAGAAAGGGGCCAGUGUGAACGAGCUUUCGGUGGAAUUCGAACAGGAAGAGGGCCACGAGGAGGAGGUUGGAAGUGCACUGCACAAAGCUAUUCGAAAUGGGCACGUGGAGACUGCUCUGUUUUUAGUCUGUGAAGGCGGCUCUGAUCUAGAACUCAAGGACGGACACGGAAUGACUGCCAAGGCGCUUGCUGAGAAAGGCCGUUACACGGAAUUGCUUGAGCGGAUGCGACGCAGGGAGGUGAGGGGUUGA
Molecule: messenger RNA, 992 nt
Organism: Pseudomassariella vexata
Lineage: Eukaryota; Fungi; Ascomycota; Sordariomycetes; Amphisphaeriales; Pseudomassariaceae
Product: ankyrin repeat-containing domain protein
Exons: 1
Coding region: 168-992 (274 amino acids)
Cellular component (GO): nucleus; cytoplasm
Molecular function (GO): protein binding
Source: RefSeq, a predicted model, not a curated record